This is a messenger RNA of Oryzias melastigma (Indian medaka), 3210 nucleotides long. RefSeq lists its product as uncharacterized. Gene Ontology annotation, biological process: proteolysis. The record is from RefSeq and is a predicted model, not a curated record. Gene Ontology annotation, molecular function: aspartic-type endopeptidase activity. NCBI's taxonomy places the organism in Eukaryota, Metazoa, Chordata, Actinopteri, Beloniformes, Adrianichthyidae.
GAACUUGGAUUGAUAACAGUCAACAUUGACCACUUGACAGCAAGUGAAUCAAAAAUGUCAACUCUCACCAAAGAAAAAGUCUUAAAAUUUCAUAAGGAAUGCUUUGAUAAGAUUGGAAAAUUCCCAGGAAAAAAAUAUCACAUUGAGCUUGUGGAUGAGCCCAAACCAGUCAUUCAUCCACCAAGAGCUGUGCCUAUUCACAUCAUGCCAUUGUACAAAGCUGAGCUAGAGAAGAUGAAGGCAGAUGACAUCAUCACUGAGGUUACAGAGCCAACAGAAUGGGUCAACUCCAUCACAUGCAGAAUUACCCAAAGUAAAGCAAGCAAAAACUCAGACUGUGCCUUGAUCCAAAGGACCUCAAUAAAAAUAUCAAAAGAGCACAUUAUUCAACACGGACGAUCGAUGAGCUUCUACCACUCCAGCAUGGGAAAAAAUACUUCAGUGUCAUAGACACAAAGAAAGGCUACUGGCAUGAAGAACUAGACUACGAGUCAAGCCUAUUAUGCACAUUUAACACGCCGUUUGGCAGAUACAGGUUCAAGCGCCUGCCUUUCGGAUUGGUGGUUUCACAAGACAUUUUUCAAAGGAAGCUUGAUUCCAUUUUCAAUAACAUUCCCAAUGUCUCAGGGAUAGCGGAUGACCUGAUCAUAUCUGGAACCACGGAAGAGGAGCAUGACAGAGCUUUCAUACAAGUAAUGGAAGCAGCGAAGAGGAAUAACAUCGGGUUUAACUCUGAGAAACUGCAGUUCAAACAAAACAAAGUCAGCUUCUAUGGCCAUACACUCACCGAAGAUGGCCUCCAGCCCUCAGAGAACAAGCUGCAAGCUAUCAAAGACAUUCAAACUCCAACCAAUACUAAAGAGCUCCAGACACUCCUAGGAAUGAUCACAUACCUUAACAGAUUCUCAACCAAACUAGCAGAGCUAGUGUCUCCACUAAGAGAACUUAAUAAGAAAAAUGUCCACUUCAGAUGGGAACCGCAUCAUCAGCAAGCUCUCGAUGACAUCAAGAAAAAACUAAGUACCCAAAAACUGAUCAGCUACUACGACCCUGAUCCCAAUACAGUAACCAUCCUGCAGUGUGAUGCCAGCACCAAGGGUCUCGGAGCCUGGAUCAGACAAAUUGACCAACAAGGACAGGAGAAAAUCGUCGGUAUGGCGUCAAGAUGUUUGAGCCCUACUGAGUCCAGAUACUCCAACAUCGAAAGGGAGUGCCUCGCAGUUAUGUUUGGACUAGAAAAGUUUGAAUACUACCUGCUUGGGCGACAAGUCAUGGUGGAAACUGACCACUCACCCCUGGAGCAGAUUUUCAAGAAAAACCUUGCAGAAACACCCACAAGACUCCAGAGAUUCAUCCUCAGAUGUCUUAAAUUUGACAUUGAAGUUAAAUACAAACCAGGGCAGACAAUCCCAUUAGCAGAUGCUCUGUCACUUAUUUGUCAAAAGACAACAAAAGAAACAACCACACACAAUCAAUCUGACGUCCAUUUCUUUUCUACUGCUACACAGCUGGUAGAUAACAGCGCCAUCAGAGAAGCAAUGGCACAAGACCCGACAAUGAACAUUCUUAAAGAUACCAUCUACAAAGGUUGGCCUCAAUACAGGAAGCAGUGUCCACCCGAACUGUGGGAAUAUUGGACAUUCAGAUGUGAUCUUGUCCUGGAAGAUGGUCUCAUUCUAAAAGGAGAGAGAAUCGUCAUCCCAGAAGCACUGAGAAGUGACAUUUUGAACAUCCUUCACACUGGUCACCAAGGUGAGACUAAAUGCAUAUUACUUGCCAGAGAAUCUGUGUUUUGGCCAGGUAUUAGCAGCACCAUAAGAGAAAUGGUGAAAGGAUGUCAUGUGUGCAGCAUGUUCCAGCCAGCGCAACAGAAACUACCCAUAAUGCAACCUGAUCUUCCAACACGCCCAUGGGAAAUACUUGGUUCCGACAUAUUUGAGUUCAACGGUCACAAAUACCUGAUCAUUGUAGACUACUAUUCUCGAUUCCCAGUCGUGAGACUACUUCCUGACAUAUCUGCAAGAACAGUGUGCACGUACUUCAAGAGUGUUCUGGGUGAGCAUGGGCUACCCUCAACAAUAAUUGCAGACUGUGGCACACAGUACAUGAGUGAAGAAUUCAAAAAGAGAUGUGAGGAGUCAAACAUCACCUUAAAGUUCAGCUCACCCUACCACCAUCAAGCUAACAGUGUAGCCGAAAGAGCUGUGGGGACCGUGAAAGCGCUGUGGAGAAAAGCAGAGGAAGAUAACACAUGCCCAUACACAGCAUUGUGGAUGUACAGAAUAACACCACUAGAUGACAACAUGCCAUCACCAUAUGAGCUACUAUAUGGCAGAAAACCAAGAUCUUUACUGCCAUUCAGCAAAGGAGCUCUUCUGUCACACCAUCCACAUGGUGACGAUCAUCUAGAGAUGAACAGAGAAAAGCAAGUAAAACAGCAAAUGUUUUACGACAAGCGUGCUGGAAAUGAGAAGUGUGACCUUCAAGAUAAAGAAGAAGUGUAUAUGAGAAACGCACUCAAAAAGAUAUGGGAGCCAGGAACCAUCUUGAACAGGCCCAAUCCCAUCAGAGAGCCAAGGACAUACCUUGUUAACAUUGGAGGAAAAACCUACCAGAGAACAAGGGAUCAGCUCAAGCCCAGACACACGAGAAAACCCAGUGGGAAUCAGCAGCAAGAAUUACCCCAAAACAAUGGAUUAAAACCAACCUCUUCAUCACACCACUCUUCAGAAACAACAACAUCCAUCCUUUCUGACUCACUGGAGGACACCACCCCUAAUUCCCCACAAAGGUCAGAAGAUGUGAAAGAACCACCACAAGAAGAGAUGCCCCCAGUUACGAACAAUAAAGGAGGAUAUCAGAUCAGAAGCCAGAGCACCAGAUCUGGGAGGAUUACCCGUAUACCACCAAAGUUUAAUGAGUAAAGAAAAAGUGAAACUUUCUGUCCUUUUGAAGUUAUACAAGUUUUUUUAUUAAAAGAGGGGGAUGUCAUAGUAUUGAUAAGUUAAAUACAUUGGAUUGUGAAAUGAUCACCUGCAUGUUUUAAGUUAAUGCAUUUCCGAGAACUUCCACUAGGUGGCAGUGUGAGACACCAGACGCUUUAUGUUAUUAUCGACAGUGUUGUUUUGACUCUGUUUGACUUUUUCCUUCUGUCAUGAUGUACAGCCAUCGGCGCACGUUCCCUGCUGAAUAAAAUCUACGUCAAGUUCA